AUGAAGGAAUUUGGUGUUGUUGGUGAGCAGAAAACGACGAGUCGCAGCUUCUAUCAAUGGGCAGAGGCAGAGGCAGAGGCAGUGGCUUGCAGAUGCGAUGGUGUUGAAAUUCCAGGUCAAGGCAAGGUUCUCGGCCCGGCAAACCCCACACAGGAAAAUGCCCCUCACUUGGAAGAGCCGAAAACAGGUAUUAUGACGAUCGACCCGGCAAAGCAAGAAUACUGAUACUGUGCUUCUGCUUCUAGAAAUCUUCGGCUAGAAAAGGGGGAGGGCCUCCUAGAAGUAUUUCAUUGCUGAUUGAUCCUCUUUUUCUCCCUCUCACGCAAGUUCUCCUGAAUGUGUGCGUUUUGCUUUUUCUUCGUUCUUGUCUAGUUCCGGCUCCCCACGCCCCGUUUUCCAGGGUCAUGCAAGCCAGCACCAAAGCGUAUGCACCAUCAACAGCUAGCAAUCAUCGCUAGCAACCGCUCUCCCAACUCCAGGAAUGCUUUCACCGUCUUUGAGCCCGAGGCUUUCAAGGUGUCACAAGACGAAGACCAUCAAAAUACGAGGCUGAAAAAUACCCGAACAGCAAUCGUCUUGACCACAAGGUGA
Hymenoscyphus albidus is the source of this 591-nucleotide messenger RNA. Lineage: Eukaryota; Fungi; Ascomycota; Leotiomycetes; Helotiales; Helotiaceae. The record is from the annotation of a GenBank genome assembly.